GUGGAGAGUUGGUGUCGUCAGAGGGCGCCCAGAGGAGGAAACCUCAGCUGGAAAUAAGGAACAGUGAUUCAGGAUUCUGAUCUACGGGACCGGACCGUCAGACAGAGAUGGGGGGUCACGUGUCCUCGGCCUCAGUGGAGGGGGUCCAUGUGGUGGUGGUGGGCGGUGGGUUCGGAGGAAUCGCUGCCGCUCAGCAGCUGAAGUCUCUGGGACUGAGCUUCACUCUGAUCGACCUGAGAGACGCUUUUCAUCACAACGUGGCAGCGCUGAGGGCGUCAGUGCAGCCAGGCUUCGCUCAGAGGACCUUCAUCCCGUACGCUGAGACGUUUGGAGACAGUUUUGUUCAGGGUCGAGUCGAACGAGUUGACACCGACAGACAGACGGUCGUCCUGCAGGGAGGGAGGGAGAUCCAGUUCUCCCACCUCAUCCUGUGCACCGGGACCGACGGGCCGUUCCCCGGGAAGUUCAACACGAUGGCGUCGUAUCAGACCGCCGUCCAGACGUACGAGGACUUCAUCAAACAGGUCCAGGCUGCAGACUCAGUCUUGGUUGUGGGAGGAGGGUCGACCGGUGUGGAGAUGGCUGCCGAGAUCAAGACGGAGUAUCCAGACAAGAAGGUGGUUCUGGUUCACUCCAGGGUCGGACUGGCCGACACCGAGCUGCUGCCCAGCGUCCGACAGCAGGUCAAGGAGGUCCUGCUGGAGAAGGGGGUGGAGCUGCUGCUGGGACAGAAAGUGUCCAACCUGUCUGAGCUGCAGCUGAACGUCACCCAGAAGAACAUGGAGGUCAGCACCGACAAAGGAGAGACGCUGACCACAGACCUGAUCAUCUGCUGCACCGGACUCAAGGUCAACUCUGCAGCCUACGCCUCCAGCCUCUCCGGCAGUCUGGCCGAGGGCGGAGCUCUGAAGGUGAACCAGCACCUGCAGGUUGACGGUUUCUCCAACAUCUACGCCGUGGGCGACUGCGCCGACGUCAAAGAGCCCAAGAUGGCGUACCACGCCGGGCUGCACGCCGCCGUCGCCGUGAGCAACAUCUGGAACAGUCUGAACGGGAAGGAGCUGACGACCUACCAGACAGGUAACGUCACCAUGUUGCUGGCGAUGGGCCGAGACGACGGCGUCGGGCAGUUUAACGGGUUCAAGCUGCCGCGUUUCCUCGUCGCUCUGGGAAAGAGUCGAGAUCUGCUGCUGUGGAAGAGCUGGAGGGAGAUGAAGCAAACACAACCCUGACACACACACACACUGAUACACACACACACUGAUACACACAACCCUGACACACACACACACACACUGAUACACACAGAGACACUGACACACACACACACACACACACACUGAUACACACAACCCUGACACACACACACACACACUGAUACACACAGAGACACUGACACACACAC
Messenger RNA from Lates calcarifer (barramundi perch), 1405 nucleotides. RefSeq names its product ferroptosis suppressor protein 1. The transcript has 9 exons. Gene Ontology annotation, cellular component: mitochondrion; cytoplasm. Gene Ontology annotation, molecular function: flavin adenine dinucleotide binding; electron-transferring-flavoprotein dehydrogenase activity. Gene Ontology annotation, biological process: apoptotic mitochondrial changes; positive regulation of apoptotic process. NCBI's taxonomy places the organism in Eukaryota, Metazoa, Chordata, Actinopteri, Centropomidae. The record is from RefSeq and is a predicted model, not a curated record. The coding region runs from base 108 to 1232 and encodes 374 amino acids.